GACGGAUUGUAUCCCGUUCUUCAGUAGUCCCAAGUAGCCAGUAUAUAUCUAUGGUCUAUGUCAGUACACAAUAUAGAGAAACAGUUUGGUAGUUCCUGAGAUAUAUUUUUUUUUCUGACAGUACAGUAAAGGUCUUUGGUUGCCGGCUGUAUGUGAUGUGUUGUAGGCAUGCGAAAUCUUUCACGGAGAUUCAUUAUAUUUUUGAGUCUCUAGAGUUUGUAAUUCGAAGAAGUUAAAAAUGGAGAAUGAUAUUUUAGACUCUUUAGAAGAUCUAGGGUACACCGGUCCACUGCUUGACGAUUCCUGCUUGGAAAAAGCUUUAGAUGGUGGCCCAAAAUCCGUCGAGUACACGGCCCUUGUGGAAUGGAUAUCAAAAGAACUCCAGACACUUUACCAUUUGGAAGAACACGUUAACGCUAUCACAACGGCAGAGGAUUCUAGUUCGUUCAUGCUAGAACUCAGUAGUUUCUUGAAGGAGUUGGGAUGCGCAUAUAGCCAACUUACUGGGGGACAUAUGAGUGAAAGACUGGGAUCGAGGAAGAAUCGGAUGUUACUUCUGGACUUUCUUCUGACUGAGCUACAGGCAGCACGGAUGAUCCAAGUCAAUAAACCAGAUGACUCUAAAACGAUGCAAGUUGAGUUGAGUGAAAGUUCCACUGCAAGUGACCUGAAAAACAUGCUGAUAGCAUUAAAAUUUCCGAAACCUCCAGCAAAUAUUACUCCAGCCCUUUUAUUUGGAAAAGUUGAAACAAAGAUGAAGGAGGUAUUGGCGAAAGCAUCUCCUGAAUUAAUUGGGAAGCCGUUAUUCACAGGUGUUCUAUCGGACAAACAGUGGCACAUCCUAGCUAACUUACAGUCUGAAAUGCAAGACGAGUAUCGUGUACGGAAAGAACUCCUAAUAAAGAGAUUAGAUGUGACUAUACAGUCAUUUCAGUGGUCAGAGCGGAUGCGUGGUAGAGAGGACGAGAUUGCAUCUAUUUUUCUAGUUCGUCGGAAAGCUUUAGACUCUGAGCCAAAUGUCCAUCUUGCUGAUCUUUUAGCAGCUCGAGAAGACCUGGCAGUCAUCGAAAAGACAAGCAGUGCUUCAGUCCGCAAGAACACUCAGUCUUCUAUCAAUAAAGUCAUCAUAGGCAGGGUUCCAGAUAGAGGAGGCCGCCCAAGCGAACAGCAGCCACCCCCACCAGAGAUGCCUAGUUGGCAGCAAUCAAAACCAGGUGGCGGAGGCCGAGGUGGUUUUGGGGGUGGAGGUGGCGGUGGGAGGGGAGGAGGUGGUGGCGGUGACAGAGGUGGUAGAGUACAAGGUGGUUGGAACACAGGCAAUGCAGGUGGUGGCCGUGGUGGUGGCGGCGGAGGCGGUGGCUACCAAGGUGGUGGCGGCGGAGGUGGUGGCUACCAAGGCGGCGGUGGUUACCAAGGUGGUGGUUACCAAGGUGGUGGUGGUUAUCAGGGAGGGGGUGGAUACCAGGGGGGCGGAGGUGGUUAUCAGGGAGGAGUCAUCUGCCUCAUCCUGAAAACAAUGUGCUUGCUAUUGUGA
Schistocerca piceifrons (Central American locust) is the source of this 1534-nucleotide messenger RNA. Its product is annotated as protein FAM98A-like. Gene Ontology annotation, cellular component: tRNA-splicing ligase complex. Lineage: Eukaryota; Metazoa; Arthropoda; Insecta; Orthoptera; Acrididae. The transcript is spliced from 9 exons. The record is from RefSeq and is a predicted model, not a curated record. The coding region runs from base 239 to 1534 and encodes 431 amino acids.